Chenopodium quinoa (quinoa) is the source of this 2778-nucleotide messenger RNA. RefSeq names its product cysteine-rich receptor-like protein kinase 6. The record is from RefSeq and is a predicted model, not a curated record. Lineage: Eukaryota; Viridiplantae; Streptophyta; Magnoliopsida; Caryophyllales; Amaranthaceae. Gene Ontology annotation, molecular function: ATP binding; protein kinase activity. The transcript has 7 exons. Gene Ontology annotation, biological process: protein phosphorylation. Bases 513 to 2534 code for a protein of 673 amino acids.
UAAGUAUUCCAUCCACUUUCUCCUUUUAUUUCUUAAUAUCGUAAAAAAACACAAACAAGAACUGUAAACUAGGACAGAGAGAGUAAAAAUAAUUACCAUAAAGUAAACAAGACUUUGACUAGGUAAAACCCACUAAAAAAAAAAAAGAGAGUGAAUGAUACGUGAAUUUUUCCAAGUCUACGGUCUACCUAAUCCACAACAUAAUUUCAAACUUUCGGUUAAUUUAUUUAGUACAUCUCCAACUACAUAACAAAUUAACAAUAGUCUUUUAUUAGUAAGGUUGACCUCACAUUUCGUUCCUUACAAUGCAUGGGAUUGAAAAACACAAAAUCGAUUACGACACAUUUGAUUAAUCAACGCGUUUGUAGAAAUGAGCUCUUUUCGUACGAAUUGUGAAUACUUUAUUCAUAGAAAGGUUUGACCCAUUAUAUUACGUCAAGAAAAAAAUUGUUUCAUAUGUACAAUAUUCAAUCUAUGUGAUUGAUGGUCACAAAUCAGGGAAAAAACAUAAUAUGGCUCAAACAUUUAGCCAAGUAUUAGUAAUAUUCUCAUUCUAUGUACUAAUUAUGUUAACGAUGAUUUCCAAAUCAACUAGCUAUCCAAACUAUUAUUGCCCAAACGAUACUACGUUCGCCAACAAUAGCCAAUUUGCAACCAACCUAAACACCCUCUUCCAUUUUCUCUCUUCCAAUUCCACCAACAACCCUGCCGGCUACGACCAAGCGGUAGUUCCUAGCGACGACAAUGCCAAAGAUGAUGCUAUUUACGGUCACUUCUUAUGUCGUGGAGACCAAAACGCUAGCUCGUGCCAAAAAUGUGUUACUAUGUCCACCAUGACGGACCUUCCUAACCUAUGUCCUAACCGAAAAAUAGCGACACUUUGGUACAAUGAGUGCAUGGUUAGGUACUCUAAUAGCUCAUUUUUUGGUUCGAUGGAUGAUUCAGUCUACCUAGUUUAUUAUGUGACCGCGAACAUUAUAGGCAAUGAGACCCGGUUCAUGGAGCUUGUGAAGAACAUGAUGAACAACAAAAUCGGGGUUAAUGCUGCACUUGGAGGGUCACAAAAGAAAUUUGCCACAUAUUAUGUCAAUAUUUCGGCUUUUCAGACGAUAUAUGGGUUGGGGCAGUGUACACCCGACUUGAGCCCUGCUGACUGUAAUACGUGCAUAACGGAUGGUAUUGCAAGAUUAAUGGUGAGUCCAGGUGGUGGAAUAUGGCAGCCUAGCUGCAACAUCCGAUACGAUCUUUAUCCUUUCUUUGAUUUGUCGACACUGCCCUCACCACCAUUGCAACCACCUUCCCUACCACCAACCCCCGCGGCUAAUUUUACCCACCCUAGUGGAAACGGGAGCUACACGGGGAAGAUUGCCAUCCUAGUCACAGUAUCAACAAUUCUACUGAUAGUUCUUGCAAUUGGAUUCUAUUUAUUGUUUAGAAGACGAAAAUCAUGGAUAAAAUUUGGAGCGGCUUCUGUUUUCCAUCGUCGAGAUGACAGUGAUGAAAGUACAAGUUUAGUGUCUCUACAAUUUGAUUUUCGUACAAUAAAAGUAGCAACAAACAACUUCUCGGAUGAUAAUAAACUUGGCCGAGGUGGAUUUGGUACUGUAUAUAAGGGGAGAUUAGCAAAUGGACAAGAAGUCGCGGUGAAAAGACUCGCAAAAGAUUCAGGACAAGGUGACGAGGAGUUUAAGACAGAGGUGCUGUUAGUGGCUAAGCUUCAACACAAGAAUCUCGUUAGGCUCCUUGGAUUCUGUAUCGAACGUAAAGAGAGACUUCUCAUCUAUGAGUUACUUCCCAAUACGAGCCUUGACCAUUUCUUGUUUGAUGUAAGAAAGCGAUCAUAUUUGGACUGGAGAAGCCGCUACAAUAUUAUAGUGAGUAUAGCUCGAGGAAUCCUUUACCUUCAUGAAGAAUCUCGAUUGCGAAUCAUCCAUCGUGAUCUUAAGGCCAGCAACAUACUACUUGAUGCUGAAAUGAAUCCUAAAAUUGCAGAUUUUGGCACGGCGAGGUUAUUUGAAGUUGACCAAACUCAAGGAGAUACCAUCAGAAUUGUUGGUACCUACGCAUAUAUGCCACCGGAAUAUGCACUUCAUGGAUUAUUCUCUGUAAAAUCCGAUGUCUACAGCUUUGGUGUACUCGUGCUCGAAAUUAUAACUGGUAGGAAGAAUAGAGGUUCUCCCAAUGAGCAAUAUGCAGAGGACCUAAUAAACUUUGUAUGGCGGAAUUGGAGAGAAGGUACACCUUUAAAAGUUGUGGAUCCAACUUUGUCAAUAAGAUCAAAGACGGAUAUUAUAAGAUGCAUACACAUGGGCUUAUUAUGUGUUCAAGAAAAUGCAGAGGACCGACCAACAAUGUCCUUUAUAGUGUUGAUGCUCAGUAGCCAUUCGCUUACUCUUCCGGCGCCUUCCUGUCCUGCGUUCGUCACGUCCAUUGCUAUUAGAGUGGACACUAAGUCACAUCAUCAUACCAAGGAGAGAACGAUUGGGCGUUCAUCAGUGAACAAGGAUUCGAUUACUGACCCUUAUCCACGAUAAGAUCCUCCGAAGAUGAACAAAAUGAUUAUUAGUUGGCCUCUGGACUAGUAUCCCGUAAUUGUUUAAUGUUUCCAACUCGGAAAAGGAAAGUGGAAAGGCAUUAAGUAUAUUUUUAUAUAUUGUUUAGGCUAAACGAUAGGAUAUAAUGAACAUGUUCUAGAAAUAGUAAAUUCUUAAUAAGUACUAAUUGUAAGGAAAAUUCUCCCUUGGAAAUUUAGUAUUUCAUUAUAUAAUAAUAGAGGGA